CGGUUAAACAUCCAGAGGCGGAGUGAAAAGAAUAUUCAUGGCAGCCAGACGCUAAUUGACAGAAUCACAGGAUAGGAAAUAAAGAUAAAGGAUUGUUUCUAUAUGCCCGUACGUUUCACGUUGCGAAGGGUCAGGAGUCGGGACCCGUCGGGAACUCUUUGCUGUGGCAUGCUUUGAAACAAACAGAAGUCGAAGAGAAAUGGGUGAUAAAUAAGCAGAAAAAAUUAUCUCUUUAUCCGUCUCUGUCGCUUCCCAAAUUAGGAGUUUCUUGUUCUUUCUUUCUUUCUUUUUAAGUCUAUUCAUUCUGGGUAGUUCAAGAACCGUGGAAAGUGUUCGUUCGGGAGUGUAGAAAGUGUAGGAAACCGCAAUGUCGAUACCGAAGGAGCCGGAGCAGGUGAUGAAGCUGAGAGGGGGAUCAGUCCUGGGUAAGAAGACCAUUCUCAAGAGCGACCAUUUUCCUGGCUGCCAGAACAAACGCUUGUCUCCCCAGAUCGACGGUGCUCCCAAUUAUCGUCAGGCCAACUCAUUACGUGUCCAUGGUGUUGCAAUCCCAAUGAUUGGUGGAAUCCGCAAUGUUCUAAAGCAUAUUGGGGCUCAAGUAGAUGGCAAGCAAGCACAAGUUCUUUGGAUUAACCUUCGUGAGGAACCAGUAGUGUACAUCAAUGGGCGCCCCUUCGUUUUGCGUGAUGUGGAACAGCCCUUCUCUAACCUUGAGUAUACGGGAAUUAACAGGGCUAGGGUUGAACAAAUGGAAGCUCGAUUGAAAGACGAUAUCUUGAUGGAAGCUGCAAGAUAUGGAAAUAAGAUCCUUGUCAAUGAUGAGCUUCCAGAUGGUCAUAUGGUGGACCAGUGGGAACCUGUGUCUUGUGAUUCUGUAAAGACACCAUUGGAGGUGUAUGAGGAACUGCAAGUAGAGGGGUUCCUUGUUGACUAUGAACGUGUUCCUGUAACUGAUGAAAAAUCACCAAAGGAGGCAGAUUUUGAUUGUUUGGUUCAUAAAAUUUCUCAAGCUGACAUAAACACAGAGAUCAUUUUCAACUGUCAAAUGGGACGUGGACGUACUACAACUGGGAUGGUGAUUGCAACUUUGAUAUAUUUUAACCGAAUUGGAGCUUCUGGUAUUCCAAGAACAAAUUCCAUUGGGAGAGUUUGCGACUUGGGGGCUAACGUUGUUGACCAUUUGCCAAAUUCAGAAGAGGCAAUUCGUAGAGGAGAAUAUGCAGUCAUAAGAAGCUUGAUUCGGGUAUUAGAGGGUGGUGUUGAAGGGAAAAGACAGGUGGAUAGAGUCAUUGACAAGUGUGCAUCAAUGCAGAACUUACGUGAAGCAAUUGCCACUUAUCGCAAUAGUAUUCUGCGUGAGCCAGAUGAGAUGAAAAGGGAGGCGUCACUUUCAUUUUUUGUGGAAUACUUGGAAAGAUACUACUUUCUUAUAUGCUUUGCUGUAUAUAUUCAUUCAGAGAGAGAAUUUCUCCGUUCUAGUUCAUUUGGUCAUAGCACUUUUUCUGACUGGAUGAGAGCAAGGCCAGAACUGUAUAGCAUCAUUCGCAGAUUGCUCAGGAGAGAUCCAAUGGGAGCACUUGGAUAUGCAACUUUAAAGCCAUCGCUGAUGAAGAUUGCUGAAUCCAAUGACGGCCGCCCUCGUGAGAUGGGUGUAGUUGCUGCCCUGAGAAAUGGAGAGGUCCUUGGGAGUCAAACUAUUCUAAAAAGUGACCAUUGUCCUGGUUGUCAAAACCAAAGCUUACCAGAGAGAGUGGAGGGUGCGCCUAAUUUUAGAGAAGUUCCUGGGUUUCCAGUUUAUGGGGUGGCAAAUCCAACAAUUGAUGGAAUUCGAUCAGUUAUUCGGAGGAUCGGCAGUUUUGAAGGUGGUCGCCCUGUUUUUUGGCACAACAUGAGAGAAGAACCAGUAAUUUACAUCAAUGGAAAACCAUUUGUUCUUCGUGAGGUUGAAAGACCUUAUAAAAACAUGCGGGAAUACACGGGUAUUGAUCGUGAGAGAGUUGAGAGAAUGGAAGCUCGUUUAAAGGAAGACAUCCUUCGAGAAGCUGAACAUUAUGGAGGUGCUAUAAUGGUUAUUCAUGAAACAAAUGAUGGACAGAUAAUUGAUGCUUGGGAGCAUGUGAAUUUUGAUGCUAUUCAGACCCCACUUGAGGUUUUCAAAAGCUUGGAGGCUGAUGGUUUUCCCAUAAAAUAUGCCCGUGUGCCCAUCACUGAUGGUAAAGCUCCCAAAAGUUCUGACUUUGACACACUGGCAGUGAAUAUUGCUUCUGCUUCCAAGGAUAAUGCUUUUGUUUUCAAUUGCCAGAUGGGUAGAGGAAGGACAACUACCGGUACAGUAAUUGCUUGCCUUCUGAAACUUCGAAUUGAUUAUGGAAGACCUAUAAAAAUCUUGCGUGAUGAUAUGGCCAAUGAAGAGGAUAAUGGUGGUUCUUCAAGUGGUGAGGAAACAGGAGGUAGUGUUGCUGCAUCAACCUCCUAUACUACAAAAGUAAGAUCUGAAAAGAAGCAAGGUCGGGUUUUUGGCAUAAAUGACAUCCUUUUGUUGUGGAACAUAACAAGAUUAUUUGAUAAUGGGGUGGAGUGCCGAGAGGCCUUAGAUGCUAUUAUUGAUAGAUGUUCUGCGCUGCAGAACAUACGACAAGCGGUUUUGAAAUAUAGAAAGGUAUUCAAUCAACAACAUGUUGAACCUAGGGAAAGGAAGCUUGCAUUGAACCGUGGUGCUGAGUACUUGGAGCGGUACUUCCGUUUAAUUGCUUUUGCAGCAUAUCUCGGAAGUGAAGCAUUUGAUGGGUUUUGUGGGCAAGGAGAAUCCAGAAUGAAAUUUAAGAAUUGGUUGCAUCAGAGACCAGAGGUCCAAGCAAUGAAAUGGAGCAUAAGAUUAAGACCUGGGCGAUUUUUCACUAUCUCUGAGGGGUUGAGAGUACCGCAGGAGUCCCAACAUGGUGAUGCGGUGAUGGAUGCCCUUGUUAAGUCCCGUAAUGGUUCUGUUUUAGGGAAAGGCUCUAUACUCAAAAUGUAUUUCUUUCCUGGUCAAAGAACUUCCAGCCACAUACAGAUUCAUGGUGCACCGCAUGUUUACAAGGUAGAUGGAUUCCCUGUGCAUAGCAUGGCAACUCCUACAAUUGCUGGGGCAAAAGAGAUGUUAGCAUAUUUAGGUGCCAAGCCUAAACCAGAAGGAUUAGUUGCUCCUAAAGUAAUAUUAACCGAUCUGAGAGAAGAAGCAGUUGUUUACAUCAAUGGCACACCAUUUGUCUUAAGAGAGCUAAAUAAGCCUGUUGAUAUGCUCAAGCAUGUGGGAAUCACUGGGCCAAUGGUGGAACACAUGGAGGCACGACUAAAAGAAGAUAUAUUAUCUGAGGUCAGACAGUCUGGUGGACGGAUGCUUUUGCAUCGUGAAGAAUAUAACCCGGUAAUAAAUAAAUCCAGUGUUAUAGGAUACUGGGAAAACAUUUUAGCAGAUAACGUGAAGACUCCUGCUGAAGUAUAUGCCGAUCUGAAAGAUGAGGGUUAUAAUAUUACAUAUAGGAGAAUACCAUUGACUAGAGAAAAAGAUGCUUUAGCUUCUGAUGUUGAUGCAAUCCAGUACUAUAACGAUGAUACUGCAGGGAGUUACCUUUUUGUAUCACACACCGGGUUUGGAGGAGUUGCAUAUGCGAUGGCAAUACUUUGCAUUAAACUCAGCACAGAGCCUAACUUUGGAUCUAAAAUUCCAGAGUCAUCGGUGGAUAUUAAACUACUUUCUGGGAAUGAAGAGAACUUGCCUCCUCAAGCUUCUGAUGCAGAAGCUCACGAGAUGGGUGAUUACCGUGACAUACUAAGCCUUACAAGAGUACUUGUGCAUGGUCCCCAAAGCAAAGCAGAUGUUGACAUCAUUAUUGAAAGGUGUGGGGGUGCAGGGCAUUUACGGGAUGAUAUUCUCUAUUACAGUAAGGAACUUGAGAAGUUCCCAGAUGGUGAUGACGAACACCGAGCUUACCUCAUGGAUAUGGGUAUUAAGGCUUUAAGGCGGUAUUUUUUACUCAUCACCUUCAGGUCCUACCUUUACAGCACUUCUACGGCCGAGAUAGAAUUCACGUCAUGGAUGGAUUCAAGACCUGAACUUGGACAUCUAUGUAAUAACCUUAGAAUAGACAAAUGAUUUUCAGACUUAUAGCAAAAUGCUCUGAUAUUUUAGUUCAUGUAAGCUGGUUGGUGCCUUGAAAAGGUAAUUUUUCCUUCUGGCAAAA
Molecule: messenger RNA, 4223 nt
Organism: Juglans microcarpa x Juglans regia
Lineage: Eukaryota; Viridiplantae; Streptophyta; Magnoliopsida; Fagales; Juglandaceae
Product: paladin
Exons: 19
Coding region: 368-4135 (1255 amino acids)
Source: RefSeq, a predicted model, not a curated record